Messenger RNA from Trichomonas vaginalis G3, 426 nucleotides. RefSeq lists its product as uncharacterized. Bases 1 to 426 code for a protein of 141 amino acids. The record is from RefSeq and is a predicted model, not a curated record. The transcript has a single exon. Lineage: Eukaryota; Parabasalia; Trichomonadida; Trichomonadidae.
AUGCGUAGUAGCAAUAAUUCCAAGAAAUCCACAGAAAGACAUCGAAGUAUCAUUGGAGAGUCCAGGGAUGAUUCAGAAAAUGAACAAUGGACUCCAGAUAAUGAAGAAAAUUCGAAACUUUCCAAUUAUGAGUCUGACGAUGAUUUAUCUAACGAAAAACGCCGAAGAAUACGCAAGAAAGGCAGAAAAGCUAAGUUUCUUGUUGAUCAGCUCUUAUACGAUCAACAAGUAUUUGCAAAUCAACAGCAAAUGAUGCAAUACCAAGCGCAACAGGUUAUGGUACCGCAACAAAUACCAAAUAUCACGGUUCAAUAUGAACCAGUUCACUAUUCUGCACAAUUUAAUAGAAAUUUACCUGAUCUAGAAUCCGUAAAUCCGAACCACAUUCCAGGAUCAUUUGAUUUAGUUCCAAGAGGUUCCUAUUGA